CGCGACGCGAUCCGGACAAGACGCAGCGAGCGAGAACGCCGCCAUUGCUUGCUCGCGUUUCCCUGCGUGUCGUGCACGAGCAGAACCGGCGUCGAAUCUGUCCACGUUCGCGUGUUUCCGAGUACGCGCUCUCCGGUCGAUCCUCCGCGAAUCUCUUCAGUGAAGUAUCGUCACUCGUGUGCGUACCGAUUCGAUAUCACGCUAGAAAACAUCCGCAAACGCAGGUUCUACGAGCCGCAAAAUGCCGGGUUUUAGCAGCGUUGGAACAUUUAAAAUCUUCAUUGGUAAUUUAGCCGACAAGACCUCGAACGCGGAUAUAAAGCCACUGUUCGAGAAGUACGGCAAGGUCGUGGAAUGCGACGUGGUAAAGAAUUAUGGCUUUGUGCAUAUGGAAAAUGAGGAAGCAGGGCGAAAUGCCAUACAGAAUCUGAAUGGACAUAUGGUCCAUGGACAGCCAAUAAAGUGCGAGGCCGCAAAGAGUCGUAAGGGACCAAAUACCCCUACGACGAAGAUCUUUGUCGGCAAUCUCACAGAUAAUACGAAGGCGCCGCAAGUGCGCGAACUGUUUGCCAAGUAUGGCACGGUCGUGGAAUGCGACAUUGUAAGGAACUACGGUUUCGUCCAUCUGGAAGCGACGGGUGACGUGAACGACGCCAUCAAGGAGUUGAACGGCCAAAUUGUAGACGGGCAGCCGAUGAAAGUGCAGAUCUCCACCAGCAGGGUACGACAGAGGCCAGGAAUGGGUGAUCCAGAGCAAUGUUACCGAUGCGGAAGAGGCGGUCACUGGUCCAAGGAAUGUCCCAAAGGAGGAAUGGGAGGUGGUCCAGAUAGAAAUGGAUACAGAGAUCGAAUGUUUGGACGUGAUCCGUAUCCUCCACCACCACCGCCACCUUUCCUUCGGGACAGGCUCAUGGGUGGUGGCCGCUUUGGUGACUAUGAAAGCUACUACGACCGGCGCGGCUUCGAGGACACCAGGGAUCUCUACGAGAGGCGGUUUACGGGUAUGACGCCCUGUGACAUGGGAAGUUCCAUGUGCGGGCUAGACUUUCCACCAAUGUCAAUGCCACCUCUACCACCAAGACGAGACCCAAUGCCUCCUAUGCCUCCUCUAGGUAUGGGAUCCAUGCGCGACACCGGCUUCUCCCGUGGAAACGAGUACGGAAUGUUCAGCCGCCGAUCGCCCCCUCCCAGUGGCAACAAUGGCCGGUUCAGUAGAGGCAUGUACGAGGACUUCAGCCGAGAUUCGUUUGAAGAGCGUAGACCGGGAUUACGAGGGCCAUCGCCGUCGCGCCGGUUCGCACCAUACUAAAUCGUCGCGUCGGGCUCGGAUCGGUCUCUCUCGGUCGCCGUCGGUCCGUCGGGUCUGUCUGUCGCUAGCAGGAAGCCUCGGAACCGAGAUACUCUUGGCCGUCUUGCGAACUGCACGCGUGAAGAUCUGCCGCCCGCUCUAUGAGAACCAAGUGUUACCCGCAAUGCGAUUUAUUUAGGCGAAAACAAAACGGAGACAAAAAGUAGAGAGAAAGGAAUCCAGUCAAAAGUAGCGCAGAGACAGGCAAAAGAAUAUAAUAGGAAUUAUCAUCCGAAUUAUAAUCAUCCUCCCUUUGACCGACGAAAACAUCCCUCGUAUCUUUCCGAGAUUCCCCGGCUUAUCGAUCCUCUCUCUCUCUCUCUCUAUCUAUCUCUAUUUCUCUCUUGUUGUCAACUAACAUGUUGCCUCUAGGUCCCCCUGACUCCGCACCCCUCCCUCUUCGUCAUGCAUUUGUAUUAAAAAAAAAAUCAAAGUUAAAAGUGAACUCGAUGUUAGCUCCUCCACCGCGGAGACUCCUCGAUCGUAACAUUUUCUUAACAAGUGUUUCUUUUUGACAAAAAAUUUGAUCACUUAUUUUCGGAAGAAAAGCCACGGAUUGUGGAUGUAAAUUUGAUUUUCUGGGGAGGGUAGGAAAAAGAAAUGUGGGAUCGACGAGCAUUCCGGUGGGGUCGUAUUCUGCGACGAUCGUUUUUCGGUUUUCUCUCUGAUGAUCCGCCACCUUUCUUGGCCUGUUUCUCUCUAUCUCGCCGCAGAAAUUGCUGAACGAUUAGCAAAUCGACCAUACUGGCAUACAGCGUAAUUCAACGUAAUCGUUAGAUUUUAUUCGUAUUCUUAUGCCGCGCAAUAGAGCUAGAGCAAAAAGAAAGAAGACGUCCUGAUCGAGAAGCGUUGUUCGCGGAAUUCCCGUCGAUUUUUAUUUAUUGUGUCAAGUGAAAAUGUGUAUCACAGAUUAAAAAAUUCUUUCCGCCGGGAGUAGCGCGAACAUUCGUACAACGAUGCUAGUCUAAGGGAGAUAAUCAUAGUUGUUUCCUUAAGAAUGCGUCCAUGCAUGUAAAUGAAAAUAUUUAUGCGUAUAAGUGAAAGCUUCUUAUACAACAUGCAUAAAUAAAUCUUGAUUCGAAGAACGCACUGUGAAUGUGCCGCAGAAAGAAAAAUGAAAAUUGUACCAGAUAUGCGUCUCAUGAUUUCGCUCGCGUUAAAGAUGAUCUCAUCGAUUGGCAAUCUCGUGUAUCUCGAUCGGAGCUCUAUUCCUUUUUUUAUAAUAAUUCCGAUAGAUUUGUCAGCGAAAAACCGCGCCGCGGUUCCUAAAUAGAAAAAAAAAAUUGUGAAAAGAUCCUUCGAGCGAGCAAAUUGUAUGUUUAGUUUUUGAAAUCGGCGAAACGUCAUGAAAUAUCGUAAUUGAGAGCAGGCCUCAUCUUCCGAGACGAUUGUGUAUAUGCCGCCCCGAUGAACAAUAUUCCCUUAUUUUUGACAGAUACUUUUGUAUAGAGCGUAAAUUAGUAACAUUACGUGUUUUUAACAUACUCGCGAAAAAGUAUCGAGAAGACGUAGGCCGUGCUUUAAUUAAAGAAGCGUUCGCCAAAAUUUUUCCCCAAAUGGGAGGGGGUAAAGCGUUGCAGUUUCGAUUGUUAAAAAAGAAAGAAAACCAAUUUCCACAAUGUCGUUUUUCCGCUUUUAUCGCAAAAGAAAAAAAGAAAGAAUUAUAUAAUUGGACUUAGACCCGGUAGGAUGCGCCGAUUCUGUAUGGGAAACCUGAAUGGCCGAACAUUAUCGUUAGCAUAUAGUAACGUAACGUAAUCUUUUUAUUAACGUAGGAUUAACUCUGACAUAUAAAAAAAAACAAAGACGUGUUGUAAUCUAUAAUAAUCGCACUUUCGUUUCUUUUUUCGAGCGUAGACACUUGCUGUAAGUCUUUUUUCUUCUAUUCUCCCAUAUCUACGCUUUUGUUUGUAUUUUUUUCUUUUUUUUGCUGAAAAACGACCGUGUCUUUUUCAUUAAAGAUUAUAUAAAUUAUAACCACGAUGAUACUAAUGAUAAUAAUGAUACUGAAUAUAAGAGAUAUGUAAUAACAAUGUAUUUGUGAAAUUCACAAAAAAAACGACGUGUACUGCGUGUUUCUUUAAUCA
Messenger RNA from Nylanderia fulva, 3435 nucleotides. It is a transcript of the gene lark, whose product is annotated as RNA-binding protein lark. Gene Ontology annotation, molecular function: zinc ion binding; mRNA binding. Gene Ontology annotation, cellular component: nucleus. Lineage: Eukaryota; Metazoa; Arthropoda; Insecta; Hymenoptera; Formicidae. The record is from RefSeq and is a predicted model, not a curated record.